Sinocyclocheilus grahami is the source of this 2868-nucleotide messenger RNA. RefSeq names its product oocyte zinc finger protein XlCOF6-like. Gene Ontology annotation, biological process: regulation of transcription by RNA polymerase II. The record is from RefSeq and is a predicted model, not a curated record. The coding region runs from base 164 to 2677 and encodes 837 amino acids. Lineage: Eukaryota; Metazoa; Chordata; Actinopteri; Cypriniformes; Cyprinidae. The transcript is spliced from 3 exons. Gene Ontology annotation, cellular component: nucleus. Gene Ontology annotation, molecular function: RNA polymerase II transcription regulatory region sequence-specific DNA binding; DNA-binding transcription factor activity, RNA polymerase II-specific.
UGACGUUUCGGUUCUUCAUGAACCGUGUUUUGAAAGCGCCCAUCGCUGCAUUAAUGCUGCUUAUAUUAUAAGCCAAGUCAGUUUCGGUUGUAGAAUGUCUAUUAGAGAAUAGAGUGAAUUAAAACUGAAUAACGGAUAUUCCGCGAAAUAAACUUGAUGGAAAAUGAUGGAGCAGCAUGAAAGCGACCAGACCACACAGGCACCAGAUGUGAGGACAAAAACCUGCCAGUCGUCACCUAGACAAGAGCACAACAAUGAAAAACAGUAUCAGAAUGAACGGAAAGAAGAUUCUGUCAUUCUCCAUGAAUGUGGGAUGCAUUUCUUUAAGGAAGCAAGUCAUGAGGAGCACAUGAGAAUUCACACUGAAGAGAAACCAUUCAUCUGCCCUCAGUGUGGAAAGAGUUUCACAGUGAAACAAAAGCUUGUGUCUCAUUUAAGGAUUCACACUGGAGAGAAACCUUUAUUCUGCCCUCAAUGUGGAAAAAGUUUCACGCAACAAGGUCAGCUUAACAUUCACAUGAGAAGUCACACUGGAGAGAAACCUUUUAUCUGCCCUCAAUGUGAUAAGAGUUUCACAUCAAAACAAAGCCUUAAAAGUCACAUGAGAAUUCACACUGGAGAGAAACCUUUCACCUGCCCUCAGUGUGAAGUGAGCUUCACGCAACAAGGAUACCUUAAACGUCACAUAAGAACUCACACUGGUGAGAAACCGUUCAUCUGCCCUCAAUGUGGAAAGAGUUACAAAGUAAAACAAAGCCUUGAGAGUCACAUGAGAGUUCACACGGGAGAGAAGCCGUUUAUCUGCCCUCAGUGUGGAAAAGGUUUCACAGCAAAACAGUGUCUUAAAAGUCACAUGAGCAUUCACAUCGGAGAGAAACCUUUCACCUGCUCAAUCUGUGAGAUGAGCUUCACACAACAACAAAGUCUUAAACGUCACAUGUGGACUCACACUGGAGAGAAGCCAUUUAUUUGCCCUGAAUGUGGAAAGAGUUUUACAGUGAAACAAAGCCUUGAGAGUCACAUGAGAAUUCACACUGGGGAGAGACCUUUCACCUGCUCUGAGUGUGGAAAGAGUUGCACAGUAAAACAAAACCUUGAGAGUCACAUGAGAAUUCACACUGGAGUGAAGCCUUUCUCCUGCCCUCAGUGUGGAAAGAGAUUCACAGUGAAACAAAGCCUCGAGAGCCACAUGACCAUUCACACUGGAGAGAAACCUUUCACCUGCUCUGAGUGUGGAAAGAGUUUCACAAUGAAGCAAAAGCUUGAGAGACACAUGAAAAUUCACACUGAAGAGAAACUUUUCAUCUGCCCUCUAUGUGGGAACAGUUUCACAAUGAAAACCAACCUUGACAGACACAUGAAAAUUCACACUGAUGAGAAGCCUUACACCUGCUUCGUGUGUGGAAAGAGUUUUAGAAUAAAACAAAACCUUGAUAGUCACAUGAGAGUUCACACUGGGCUGAAGCCCUUCAUCUGCUGUGAAUGUGGGAAAAGUUUCACUGUGAAACAAAGCCUUGAGAGUCACAUGAAACUUCACAAUGAAGCGGAGGCUUUUACCUGUUCCGAGUGUGGAAAGAGUUUCACAGUGAAGCAAAACCUUGAGAAUCACAUGAGAAUUCACACUGGAGAGAAACCUUUCACCUGCCCUCAGUGUGGAAAGUGCUUCACGCAACACGGACACCUUAAACGUCACAUCAGAAUUCACACUGGGGAGAAGCCUUUUACCUGCUCCGAGUGUGGGAUAAGCUUCACAGAGAAACAAAAGCUUAACAUUCAUAUGAGAAUUCACACUGGGGAGAAACCAUUCAGCUGUUCUGAUUGUGGAAAGAGUUUUACAGUGAACAGGAGCCUUAAGAGACACGUGAGAAUUCACACUGCAGAGAAACCAUUCACCUGCACCCAAUGUGGAAAGAGCUUCAUGGAAAAAGGACACCUUGAAAGUCACAUGGGAAUUCACACUGGAGCGAAGCCUUUCACCUGCUCUGAGUGUGGAAGGAGUUUCACAGUGAACAGAAACCUUAAGAGACACAUGAGUAUUCACAUGGAAGAGAAGCCUUUCACCUGCCCUCAGUGUGGAAAGAGCUUCACAGAACAAGAGCACCUUAAAAGUCACGUAACCAUUCACACUGGAGAGAAAUCUUUCGCCUGCUCCGAGUGUGGAAAGAGUUUCCCAGUGAAACAAGGCCUUAAGAGACACGUGAGAAUUCACAUCGGAGAGAAGAAUUUCACCUGCUCGGAGUGUGGAAAAAGAUUCAUGCAGCAAGGACACCUUCAAAACCACAUGAGAAUUCACACUGGAGAGAAGCCUUUCAUCUGCUCUGCGUGUGGAAAGAGGUUCACAAUGAACAUUACCCUUGAGAGGCACAUGAAAAUUCACACUGGAGAGAAACCUUUUGCCUGCCCUUAUUGUAUGAUGAGUUUCACAGUGAAACAAGGCCUUGAGAGACACACGAGAAUUCACACUGGAGAGAAACCUUACAUCUGCUCUGAAUGUGGAAGGAGUUUCACAGUGAAACAAAGCCUUAAAAGUCACAUGAUAAUUCACACUGGAGAGAGACCUUCCGACAGAGUGGAGAAAUCUCCUCUACCACCACCUGUGUGCAGCAUCCCUCCAAAUGAUGCAAAGUCAGUCAAAGCGUACCAGGACACCCACCAGCUAUUGGAGGAGCGUGAUUAGUCAAUCUAUUUAAAUGAUUGGAAUGCCCAGGACUGAUAAGAGACCAGUAGAUGCCAAUAAACACAUGGUAAAUAGAAGAAUUUGAUACAAUGAAAGUGUUGUGACCGAAGCCAUCACUGCAAUUUAGUAAUUUGUGAUUUUUCCCCCCCUGUAUAUUUAUUUCUUUUUUGGUAUAUUUACUCAUUUAUCCU